This is a messenger RNA of Dendrobium catenatum, 807 nucleotides long. Its product is annotated as calcium-binding protein CML42-like. The record is from RefSeq and is a predicted model, not a curated record. Bases 141 to 707 code for a protein of 188 amino acids. NCBI's taxonomy places the organism in Eukaryota, Viridiplantae, Streptophyta, Magnoliopsida, Asparagales, Orchidaceae. Gene Ontology annotation, molecular function: calcium ion binding. The transcript has a single exon.
GCGGAAAAUGAGAUCUUCCUUCUCCAUUUAUAAAAACACCUCUUAUUCCACUCCUCAUCCCCAAUCUCCCCAACUCCCUUCCAUUUUCUCUCUCUCUCUCUCUCUCGUCUCCCUGAUACAAUUCCAGAUCUACUCUUAAAAUGGCCGAAGCUUUCCUAAAAUCAAGUCCAUCUCUUAAACCAGCAGCUCUACCUCGCGCAUCCCCCUCCUUCCGUCUCCGCUCUUGUAGCCUCAACUCCGUCCGCCUCCGCCGCGUCUUCGACAUCUUCGACCGCAACGGCGACGGCGUAAUCACCGCCGACGAGCUCUGCGAAGCCCUAGACCGUCUCGGUCUCGGCGCCGACCCCUCCGACCUCCGAUCUCUCGUCGCCUCCUUUCUUCAGCCCGGUCAAUCCGGACUCAACUUCGACGCCUUCCAUUCCCUUCAUCGAGAGCUCGGCGACGCCAUCUUCGGCGAUAAUGACGGCGGCGAAGAGGAGGAGGAAGACGACAUGAUGGAGGCGUUCCGGGUCUUUGAUGAGGAUGGGGAUGGGUACAUCUCGGCCAAGGAGUUGCAGACUGUAUUGGGGAAGCUGGGCUUGGUCGAGGGUAGGAGCAUAGACCGGGUUUAUGAGAUGAUUGGAUCGGUGGACCGGAAUCGUGAUGGACGGGUGGAUUAUUUUGAGUUUAAGAAUAUGAUGAAAUCCGUUCCUGUGCAGAUCUCGUGAUGGUGAUCUGCGGCCGUGAUUUGCUUUUGCUUGAAUAAGUGGAUUGUAUUUUGAAGAAUUUAUAAUAUUUAUAUUUAUAUAUCCGACUCUUAAAUCUUUA